AUGCAGCCUGUGACUCAGGGCUCCCCAGGGAACCCGGAACUGCCCGCACCUUGGGCCGGUGGAGAUCCUGGAUUAGCCCCAGAGGCCGGCACGCUGGCCUUUGUCAUCUGUGGGGCGGACAUCAGUUCGGGGAAGUGGUGGCCCAAACUUUCCAUCUUCCGAAACGGAAACUCCGUCUCCGUGAAACCCGGACCCCCAGCCUCUCCCCCAGCCCCGGCGCCCACCGUCCACUCUCUGUCUCCGGGAAUCUGGAGACUCCAGGGGCCUCGUGUGAGGGGAUCACAGCUGGGGCCCGGCAAGCGGGGUCUGGAGUUUGGCCUCCGGCCUCCUGAGGACACACCCGGUUCGGGGUCCCCACCGCCCCCAGUGCCGGCCGAAUCUCCCCCUUCCCGCCGCUGUGCUGUUGCCUGGAAACGGCCUGCCCCCCAAAUCCCAGGGGGCUCCAGACGGUGGGCGGGACCUGCUCGGCCCCGGAAGGGCCCCGUACGCGCGCCGGAACAGGCCCCUCCUGGUGGUGACUGCAGCGGACAGAGCGUGGCCACGGUGAUUGGCGGUGGGGCCGGCGGAGCCCGGCGGGACCUUCCUGUGCCUGUCCACGUGGUGGACGCCGUGGGACUUGGGCUCCCUCAAGUCAGCUCAGACGGCUAUCCCCGGGGGGCAGGCAGGCCGAGGACCCCAGCCAGCUGCCGGGCAGCCUGGGGGCCAUCCCGGCAGGGGCCAGGGAGCCCAGCACCACCCGGGCCGGUGGGCACUCCCCUGUCCCGGGACCCGGCUGCCACCAUGGACGGAGGCCAUUUCCUGGCCCAGCUGUCCUGCAGGAUGCCUGCCAGCUCCCAGCCCCGCAUCUAUCUAUGGAAGUCCCACCCUGAACCCGAGCUGAGCUGGGGCACCCCUCCGGGCAGCCCUCUGCAUCCCCCCCGCAGGGAGCAAAGCCCCCCUGGGGAGGGUGGGCCUGUGGGCCCCCUGAGGCUGGCCCUGAGCCAGGCUAGAGUCACCAGUCAAGGAGAGGAAGGUGCUCUCUCCCACAAGUACCGCCAGAUGGGGCCAUGGGCAGGGGACGACUCAGAGACAGAGAACCAGGUGACCCUGGCCCGGGGCUGCCCACUGCCCGCCUGGAGCCGGAAACCCCUGAAGCUCAGCCAGGGUCCCGGGGAGCGCCGAGCAGGGGGCAACGUCCUGUCUCUGGGGGUGCUGCCCCCCCGAGCCCCUCUGCAGAAGGGUGAGCCCCUGGCGGCCCCAGCAGCAUGGGAGUCAGCGGCUUUCCAGCAGCAGCAGCAGCAGCAGCUCGGGGGCCUGGCUGCACAGAGGCGUGCCCGGGGAAGCGCCAGGGGUGUGGGGCACGUCGGGCGGGAGGAUCCCUCCGGGAUGGGACCUGGGGAGCCCUCGGGAAACCAGGCUCCACCCGGCGGCCACGCCCAUCUCUGCCCGUCUCCGGCUGCUGGCCAGCCCCGGGCGAGUGCCCACUGUUUACCUGGGUGA
This is a messenger RNA of Lynx canadensis (Canada lynx), 1479 nucleotides long. Its product is annotated as collagen alpha-1(I) chain-like. The record is from RefSeq and is a predicted model, not a curated record. Bases 1 to 1479 code for a protein of 492 amino acids. Lineage: Eukaryota; Metazoa; Chordata; Mammalia; Carnivora; Felidae. The transcript has 9 exons.